GUUGUUGAAGAAAAUUUCGUAAGUACUGUUUUUUGAAGUGCGGGACAUUGUUUGCUAGUUCAGGUUGCACACCGGAGUGUCCAUAAAGUAGAGUGUGAAAGGUUAGAACAGCAAAUGAAGCGUGCUGAUAUUUUGAAUGAUUUUCCUUUCAGUUUUACUCGAGAAGCAACUGUUCAGCAGGUACGGGAAAGAUGUGAAACUCGAUGCUCUUUCUUGAUGAAACGGGGAGUUCAUUGUUCGGGAAUGUGGAUGUAUGAAUGUAGAUGCGGGGCAUUAACUAAUUCUCAAUGUCCCACAAGACCAAUUGAAGGUUGGAGUCUUUCAGGCUCAUUAUGUCCUUGUAAAGGGCCGCCAUCCCCUAUACCGAAACAAAUUACUUGUUGGAAGGACUACUAUGAAUGGAGGUGCAUCCCGCUUUAUUCUCCUGUUGCUUUGCUUCUUCAUUGGCCGCUGACAUUAUAUUGGGCUAAUCAGCUUGUAAUGUCAAGAAGCUUGGAUGAUAUAGUUGGCAAGAAGUUUUGUAUACAUUACCUAGGGCCAGAGAAAGAGCUACAUCAACUUGGGGCCUUUGGUGAACUAAUUGCUCUUUUCCCUGGAGCAGGAGUGCGUAUAGACUUUGUUGGGCCUGCAAUUCCACAAGAAAGCCAUAAGAGAGGUGUGAGGUCCAGUCUAAGUGAAAAGGCUGGGAAUUUGACGGAGGUCGCUGGUUGAUUGAAGUGUGGAAGAUACAAGCAGGAAAAACAGCAGUUAUCUCAAACUAAAUGACAUCAUCCUUUCUUUGUUUGGCCUGGAUUAGCUGGAGGGAUGGUGAGAGAAUUGACAUCUGCAGUUAUGCUCAAUGCACAGAUAGAGACUGUGAAUGCAAAUCAGAUAUCCACUUUGUUAAGCCAUUGUCGGAUAGAUCUUGUUCAGUCACGUUACAGCUUCAUGCUGGUUGUUACCAUGACGUUUACACAGAAUUGAUGAAG
Molecule: messenger RNA, 968 nt
Organism: Coffea arabica (coffee)
Lineage: Eukaryota; Viridiplantae; Streptophyta; Magnoliopsida; Gentianales; Rubiaceae
Source: RefSeq, a predicted model, not a curated record